CCCCCUUCACACACCCUCCACGCAGGGCGGCCAGGCACCGAGGCGCUGAUUUGGCCACAACUCCGACAGGACGCACGGCACACCGGUGUGUUUGGGCGCAGACGCGGCACCGUCGAGGCACUGCGGGAGAGAAGGGGGCGAUGGACAUUUGUGCGAAACCCUUCUGAGGACGAUUUAAGUUGAUUUUCAUUUGUGGCUCAACUCGGGAGGCACAGCCUUCCCCCACCUCGCCCGUGAGUGCGCAUACCUGUGCGGACUUGCCCGCAGCCCGUUAGGUACUCAGCGGGGGAGUCGAGCCCGAUCCGAUACGCGUUAUUAUCGGCCUGUUGCGGCUCUACCGAGGCCCUUACUCUCUUUCUCUCCGUCUGACACCGGAGGAAAAACACCAUCUGAGGACUGAAAUGUCGGCAAAUGAGAGAGCAACUCGAGCACUGAGGGAGAUCCUGCAGAAACCUGGAAAUGACGCGUGCGCAGACUGUGGCGCGCCUGACCCAGAGUGGGGUUCCUGCUCCCUGGGUGUGUUCAUCUGCCUGGCCUGCUCCGGGAUCCACCGCAACAUCCCCGACAUCGGCAAAGUCAAGUCGCUGAACCUGUCCCGCUGGGAGGACCACGAGGUGGAGUUCAUGGCACAGAACGGUAACAAGCUGAUGAGGAGUAAAUACGAGGCUGCGGUCCCUGUUUACUACUACAAACCUACCCACAGAGACUGCCAGGUGUUGAGAGAGCAGUGGAUAAGGGCAAAGUACGAGAGGAAAGAGUUCUGUGAGCCUGGCAGGAGCCUUAUAUAUGAGCAAGGAGCUAGAGACGGCAUGCUGAUGAAAAGGGGGCGGGACAACGGGCAGUUCCUCAGCAGGCGAUUCGUCCUCUCGGAGAGGGAGGGCACUCUGAAGUAUUUCACCAAAUAUGACGCUAAGGAGCCCAAGGCGGUGAUCAAGGUGGAUACCAUUAAUGCAACCUUCCAGCCCGAGAAGAUUGGCAACCCCAACGGCCUGCAGAUCACCUACCUCAAAGACUACAGCACCCGCAACGUCUUUGUCUACCACGACAGCGGCAAAGAGAUUGUAGAUUGGUUUAAUUCAAUUCGGGCGGUUCAGCUUCACUAUCUAAAGGUGGCUUUCCCUGGGGCUACGGAUGCAGAGCUCAUGCCAAAACUGACCCGGAACUUUCUGAAGGAAGGAUGGAUGGAAAAGACAGGGCCCAGGCAAACAGAAGGCUUCAAGAAGCGCUGGUUCACUCUGGACCACAGGCGGCUCAUGUACUUCAAAGAUCCCCUGGAUGCCUUUGCUAAGGGCGAGGUGUUCCUGGGGAGCAACGACCAUGGCUACAGCGCCGCCCCCGGUUUGCCCGCCGGAACCCACUGCAAUGGCGCCUGGCAACACGGCAUCACCAUAGAAACACCCGAGCGCUCCUUCCUGUUUACCUGCGAGACAGAGAGUGAGCAGCAGGAUUGGGUGAAACACUUCAACGAUGUCAUAAGUAAACCGAUGUCCCCUCAGGAGUACACCAUGGAAGCCCUGUUCAAGCACAGGCAUUGAUGGACCAGAGGCCCGUGGGACUGUCUCCUCCCUCCGCUCAAUUCACCUCCAGUCUGACACAGCCCUUGUACCAAUUCUAUCAGAGGCUCCUCUCCUCAGUACCUUGGGGAAGAUGUAGUAAAGUGAUGCAAUCUGGCCUUCUUCACUGGUGUGCUCAGGUUAGAGUCUGUAGCUGAGUCCCAGAGUAGUGACUGCAAGGUGUUCUCUCUUGUUGUGCUGUUAAAAAUCUAAACAAGAGGACCAAGGCACCACUCACUUAAAAAAAAAAAAAAAAAA
This is a messenger RNA of Myripristis murdjan (pinecone soldierfish), 1811 nucleotides long. Its product is annotated as arf-GAP with dual PH domain-containing protein 1. Lineage: Eukaryota; Metazoa; Chordata; Actinopteri; Holocentriformes; Holocentridae. Gene Ontology annotation, biological process: positive regulation of GTPase activity. Gene Ontology annotation, molecular function: phosphatidylinositol-3,4,5-trisphosphate binding; GTPase activator activity; phosphatidylinositol bisphosphate binding. Gene Ontology annotation, cellular component: plasma membrane; intracellular membrane-bounded organelle; cytoplasm. Bases 402 to 1535 code for a protein of 377 amino acids. The record is from RefSeq and is a predicted model, not a curated record. The transcript has 11 exons.